Messenger RNA from Daphnia magna, 2978 nucleotides. RefSeq names its product glutamate receptor ionotropic, kainate 2. Gene Ontology annotation, cellular component: postsynaptic membrane; plasma membrane. The transcript has 15 exons. Gene Ontology annotation, molecular function: transmitter-gated monoatomic ion channel activity involved in regulation of postsynaptic membrane potential; glutamate-gated receptor activity. Lineage: Eukaryota; Metazoa; Arthropoda; Branchiopoda; Diplostraca; Daphniidae. Gene Ontology annotation, biological process: monoatomic ion transport; synaptic transmission, glutamatergic; modulation of chemical synaptic transmission. The record is from RefSeq and is a predicted model, not a curated record. Bases 126 to 2816 code for a protein of 896 amino acids.
UUAAAUUAGUUGCCUUGCACCACAGGAGCGCGUCUUCUUGUCUAGUCUAUGACGUUCCACCGUUCAUCGACGCAAUACAAUUGCAUUUGGAUAAAGUGAGAGCAUGCAAGUGCUCUGUGCUGACCAUGGCGUAUUCGAAACAAUGUUUACUUUUCGUUUUAACGGUCUUUACAUUUGCCACUAGAACGAGUUUUGCUCUGCCAGAGGUCAUCCGGAUUGGAGGAUUGUUUGAUAGUUCAGAUCCUAUGCCCGAAUCAGCUUUCAGACAAGCUCUGGAUCGAAUCAACGAAAAUGGGAGAUUUCUACCAAAGUCCAAUUUGGUGUCGUUAAGCGAACGCUUACCACCCAGCGAUUCACAUUUUGCUUCAAGAAGAGUGUGUCAGAUGUUGCGUAACGGAUUGGCGGCUGUUCUGGGACCUUCAUCUUCGUCGACAUCUUCCCACGUCCAAUCGAUUUGCGACGCUCUUGAGAUUCCGCACGUCAAUACUGGCUGUCAAUCACGUCUCCGUCGGACACAGUACGCAAUCAACUUGCAUCCGCAUCCCACAGCUUUAGGACAGGCUUACGUGGAUGUCAUCCGCACCUGGGACUGGAAGACGUUUACCAUCCUCUACGAGGAAGAAGAAUCCAUGGUGAGACUCCAGCUUCUUCUCAAAGUGUCCACUACGUCCGGCUUUAAAAUCAACGUACGGAAAAUGCCCGAAACCACCAAUUUCAGGCCAUUUUUGAAAGAAAUUGAUGCCAAAGGUGAACGCAAUAUCGUGCUGGACUGCUCGGCUGAAACGUUGGCGGUUGUUUUGAAACAGGCCCAACAAGUUGGAUUGAUCACAUCUUCCUAUUCGUUUUUCAUUACCUCGCUGGAUCUCCAUACCCUCGAUCUGGAAGAUUACAAAUACAGUGGUACUAACAUUACCGGAUUGAGAUUGGUGGAUCUCAACAAGAUCAAAGCUGCCAAUUUGACCAAGGCGUACAGCAGCACCAGUCGAUAUUAUAAUCCCACUCUGAUGAAUCCAAAUGCAACCACGUUUACGACGGAAACGGCACUGACUUACGAUGCUGUUCACAUGAUCGCCAAAGCCCUGCGUGAAUUGGAUCGCAGUCAAGACGUCCGAGUUAAAUCUUUGAAUUGCGAUGGGGUUGAUACGUGGAUCCAUGGCAACAGCCUCAUCAAUUACAUGACACUGGUGGAAAUGGAAGGAUUGACGGGAUUCAUCAAAUUCGACACGCAAGGAUACCGCACUUUCUUUUAUCUCAGCAUUUUGGAAUUAACACCCGAAGGAUUGACGGCUGUCAGUUCUUGGAAUCCGAUAGACGGAGCCAAUGUGACCCGUCCGACUGUAACGGAGGCAACGACUCUUUUGGAUGAUAACCUGAUCAAUAAGACGUUAAUUGUAUCGUCGAAAUUGAGCGAUCCUUAUUUCAUGUUGAAAGAAUCUGCAGAUAUGCUCACGGGAAAUGAUAGAUUCGAAGGAUUCGUGGUAGACGUCAUCGACGAAGUGUCGAAACUGUUGGGUUUCAAAUAUGUUUUAAGAAUGGCGGCAGAUUCAAAUUACGGAACACUUGAUCCAGUUACCGGCGAAUGGAACGGAAUCAUCCUCGAGUUGCUCGAAGAGAAAGCUGAUUUGGGUAUCGCCGAUUUGAGCAUCACCUAUGAACGGGAGCAGGCUGUAGACUUUUCGUUACCCUUCAUGAAUACAGGUAUCAGCAUUCUGUACAAGAAACCCCAGAAACAACCUCCCAGCUUGUUUUCUUUCUUGUCACCAUUGUCCGUCGAGGUCUGGAUCUACAUGUGUGCAGCUUACGUUGGAAUUUCCUUGGCUCUCUUCAUUCUCGCCAGGUUGACACCACUCGAAUGGGUCAAUCCACAUCCAUGUGAUCCGAAUCCAAAGGAAUACGAAAACCAGUUUAACUUCCUGAACAGUACCUGGUUUACGAUCGGCUCUCUGAUGCAACAGGGUUGUGAUUUAGCCCCGAGGGCAACAUCAACUCGUAUGGUGGCUGGAAUUUGGUGGUUUUUCACGAUGAUUAUGAUUUCUUCGUACACUGCCAAUUUGGCUGCUUUCCUAACCAUCGAACGAGUUGAAUCUCCAAUUUCUUCUGUAGACGAUUUGGCCAAACAGACGAAAAUCAAAUACGGCAUUGUCGGUUCGGGAUCUACCUUGGCAUUCUUCCGAGAUGCCAAAAUAGCCACGUAUCAGCGAAUGUGGCAGUUUAUGGAAGCGAAUAAUCGAUCUUCGACGCCUCAAAUGCCUGGCCCCUACGUCAAAAGUAACAUGGAAGGUGUGAAACGUGUCCAAGACUCGAAAGGACUCUACGCCUUCUUGAUGGAAUCGUCCACUAUCGAAUUUUUCACAGAGAGAAAAUGUGAUUUAACACAAGUUGGUGGUAUGAUUGAUUCGAAAGGUUAUGGCAUCGCCAUGCGACCAGGAUCACCGUACAGGGCAGCAAUCAGCCAGGCCGUGCUCAAAUUGCAGGAAACGAAUCGACUGUUGAUCCUGAAGAGCAGAUGGUGGAAAGAGAAACGAGGUGGAGGGGCCUGCAAAGACGAAGGUGGUGGUAGCUCAGCGGCUAGCGAACUUGGAUUGGCUAACGUCGGUGGAGUUUUUGUCGUCCUGGUUUGCGGUCUCGGCAUCGCCAUUUUCAUCAGUUUGUGCGAAUUCUCCUGGGAGGCUCGCAAAAUUGUUAAUGAAGAAGGAGACAGUUUUUGGAAAGGAAUGCUACGCGAAUUUCGAUCGGCUGUGCGAACGAGCGGAAACACUAAACCUGUCAAACGUCGAUACGGUUCGUCAGUCGCUCGUAGCGAGUCGAAACUCUGAAUGGAAAUUUGUGUUUAUGCUACACUAACUGUAAUUUUUCAAAUCAAACACAUCAAGACUGACUACAGAUUCAUCGAAAUUGCAGGCGUUUCUUCUAUAGCAAAAAAUUGAGUGUCACGAUAUCAAUUGCAGUGGAAUAAUACAGUGUAAUGCUAAGCGUCA